AUGUCACUUGAAGACGACGAAGCCCUUUUCGAAGAUUUAUAUGGAGACGACGAAAAACAAGAGGAAAAGCAGGAUACAAUUCAAAAAGAGGUAGAAAAAGAAACUACUGUUUCCGAAACUGCUCCUGCUUCUGCUCCUGCUUCUGCUUCUGGUCCUGCUCCUGCUACUGAGAAUGAUAGUUCUGCUCAAAAUAAAACCACUACUGAAGGUGAAUCAGAAACAGUUCCACCGCCACCUCCACCACCACCACCACCAUCACAACCAGUCCCAUCUAAUGGUGAUGUCAAUGCUCAAUAUAAUACAACUCAAGAUGUUUCUAACGCUACCCCAACAGCACCAACGUCAGUUCCUGCUGGAAUGCCUCAAUUUCCUUUCGAUCCUGCUCAAUUUCAACAAUAUGCUGCUGCAAAUGGUCUCCAAUUUCCAGGAAACACUACUAGUCAACAAAACUUUGAUACAACUGGAGGCGUCCCACCACCACCACCAGUGCCAGCACCAGUGCCAGCACCAGCACCAGGACCGGCUGCAUCUACAGAGACAGCUGGAGGACCUUCAAGAAAAUGUUUUAUUGGUGGUCUUUCCUGGGAUACGACAGAGGAAGCAUUGGUAUCCCAUUUCCAAAAAUAUGGUAAUAUUGUUGAUUACACGAUUAUGAAAGAUAGUGCAACAGGUCGUUCCCGUGGAUUUGGAUUUUUGACAUUUGAAGACGCUAAAUCUGUGGAUGCAUUGCUUAAAGACAGACACGUUUUAGAUGGGAAGUUAAUUGAUCCCAAGAGAGCCAUUUCAAAAGAAGAUCAAGAAAAAGUUGGUAAAAUAUUUGUUGGUGGUAUUGAUCCUAUGGUUACUGAAGAAGAAUUUGACAAUUUCUUUUCACAAUUUGGGAAAAUUAUUGAUUGUCAAUUGAUGAUUGAUAAAGAUACUGGUAGAUCUCGUGGAUUUGGAUUUGUCACUUAUGAUUCACCUGCUGCUGUUGAUAAAGUUUGUGUUAAUAAAUAUUUAACAUUAAAGGGUAAAGCUAUGGAAGUUAAACGUGCUGCUCCAAGAGGACAACAUAAUCAACAAGUUAUGAUGCAACAACAACAACAACAACAAGCACAACAAGCACAACAGCAACAAGCACAACAACAAGCAAUGUACCCAUAUGGUUCUUAUGGGUUUCAACAAAUGAAUGCUGGUACCAUGAACCCAGCUAUGAGUCAAGAAUAUAUGAGAUAUUAUCAAUGGUUUAUGUAUCAACAAGCCCAAGCUGCACAACAACAACAACAACAACAACAGCAACAACUGGCAACUCUGGCAUCUCCAGAGGCACAACCGGCACAGCCAUUGAAUCCACAACAACAAGCAGCAGAAGAAGAGUCUGAAAAAUCAGAGGAACCUCCUAGACCUGCCAUUCCAACUGGUCCAAAGAGAGCUCCACCAACUGGUCCUUCUUAUAGAGGUGGUGGCAGAGGCGGUGGCAGAGGUGGCUACAGAAGAGGCAGAGGGUAUCAUCCAUAUAGCAGAGGUGGACGUAGAUAA
Candida dubliniensis CD36 is the source of this 1518-nucleotide messenger RNA. RefSeq lists its product as uncharacterized. The record is from RefSeq and is a predicted model, not a curated record. The transcript has a single exon. Gene Ontology annotation, molecular function: RNA binding. NCBI's taxonomy places the organism in Eukaryota, Fungi, Ascomycota, Pichiomycetes, Serinales, Debaryomycetaceae. Bases 1 to 1518 code for a protein of 505 amino acids.